This is a messenger RNA of Atta colombica, 827 nucleotides long. Its product is annotated as probable splicing factor, arginine/serine-rich 7. NCBI's taxonomy places the organism in Eukaryota, Metazoa, Arthropoda, Insecta, Hymenoptera, Formicidae. The transcript has a single exon. The record is from RefSeq and is a predicted model, not a curated record. The annotation marks the transcript as partial. Gene Ontology annotation, molecular function: RNA binding.
GUCUCUAUCCAUCAGAACCAAAGUUACCACCGAACGUUGUGAAUGCUAUUGAAGGUAUUCCUCCAAAUCAUGUCAUUACCACGAUGGAUCCCAAGCUAGAGGCGAAUAGCUUGCCGUCCUAUCCACACCUACCAGGUCAUUUGGACAGCAGACGUAUCGAAGAGAUUCGUCGGACGCUUGUGGUAGCAAAUUUGGAUACAUCGGUGAGCCCUGAGCAGCUGUUGGACUUCUUCAGCAACAACAACAUAGAGAUCAAGUACCUGCGUAUGUGCAGUAGGGACUCAGAUGCUGAUCAUUAUGCGCUGGUGGAGCUGUCUGAACAGGCAGCUGUGAUUGCGGCGUUGCUGCUGAAUGGAAAGCAGUUUGCAGAACGAUCGAUCAAGCUAUACCACUCAACGCAAGCAAUUGCCAAACCAGAGGCAAAGAGCAACGAAGCUGCACAAAAGGAAAUUGAAGAAGCAAUGUCGCGGGUAAAGGAGGCACACAAUCUCAUCUCUGCGGCAAUCGACCCGAUGAUCGGUAUGCUUUCCAAGGAUAAGCGAAGCAGAAGUGGCUCGCGCAGCCGUAAGUCUCGUUCGCGAUCCCGCGGACGUAGCCGACGCUCGAGAUCACGUAAGCGUUCACGAUCGCGCCACCGACGCUCGCGAUCUCGUCAUCGGCGUCGAUCGCGUUCGCGCUCCAAACGGUCUCGAUCGAAGGAUCGCAGGCGCAACUCUCCAUCGAGACGACGCAGCAAUUCGCGUAGUCGUCACCGUUCGCGUAGCAGAUCAAGAAGGUCGAGGUAUAACUAAACAAUCUUUUGUCUUUGCCAAAGUCAUAUUGUAUUC